Molecule: messenger RNA, 1299 nt
Organism: Nerophis lumbriciformis (worm pipefish)
Lineage: Eukaryota; Metazoa; Chordata; Actinopteri; Syngnathiformes; Syngnathidae
Gene: galr1b
Product: galanin receptor 1b
Biological process (GO): positive regulation of cytosolic calcium ion concentration; negative regulation of adenylate cyclase activity; G protein-coupled receptor signaling pathway
Cellular component (GO): plasma membrane
Molecular function (GO): galanin receptor activity
Source: RefSeq, a predicted model, not a curated record
GUUCUUGGAGUCGGACGUCUUUGUUACGGACCAUGGACUCGGUGCGUCCCGGUCCUGUCGACUGAGUCCAGCUCCGGUCGGGUUGCGACAUGCUGCAGCCGGGAAACGACACCCGUGGGUGGGCCGGAGUGUCCGAGUCCAACGGGUCCGAUGCGUCAGAGGAUGGUCCCGGUCCGGAAGCGGUGGUCGUCCCGGUCUUGUUCGGGCUGAUCUUCGCGGUGGGCCUGGUGGGCAACACGCUGGUCCUGCUGGUCACGGGCAGGGUGUCGCGCGCACGAACGGGUUCCGUGGGGUUGCGGCCCGGAAACCCCACCAACAUCUUCAUCAGCAACCUGAGCGUGGCCGACCUGCUCUUCCUGCUGCUCUGCGUGCCUUUCCACGCCACCAUCUACUCGCUGCCCCACUGGGUGUUCGGGGGCUUCGUCUGCAGGUUCGGACACUUCUUCGCGUCCGUCAGCGUGCUCGUCAGCAUCUUCACGCUGGUCGCCAUGUCCGUGGACCGCUACGUGGCCGUGGUGCGCUCGGAGCGCGCCCGCGGCGUCCGGAACCGCAGGAACGCGCUGGUGGGCGUCGGCGUCAUCUGGACCGCGUCUCUGGUGUGCUCGCUGCCGGUGGCCCAGCACCAGGUCCUCGCCGAGCACCCCAGCGCGCCCAACAGCACCUUCUGCUGGGAGCGCUGGUCCGGACGGAGCCGGCACGCCUACAAGGUCUCCAUGGUCCUGGUGGGCUUCGUGGUCCCGCUCCUGCUCAUCAGCUGCUGCUACAUCAGGGUUCUUUGUCAUCUUCACAAAAAGAUGAAGACCAUGUCCAAGAAGUCUGAGCACGCCAAGCAAAAGACGACACAGACGGUGCUCCUGGUCAUCGCCGCCUUCGCCAUCUGCUGGAUCCCCCAUCAUGUGAUCACCAUGUGGGCGGAGUUUGGCACUUUCCCGCUGACGGACGCCUCCUUCGCCUUUCGCAUCGUGUCCCACUGCCUGUCCUACGCCCACUCCUGCGUCAACCCCGUCCUCUACGCCUUCCUGUCGGAGAAGUUCCGCCAGGCCUGCGGGCAGGUGUUCACCUGGCGCUUGGGGAGUCCGGCGGCCCCCAGAGGCUCGGGGGCGCGCUGCCGCACGGACCACCCUUCCAGCACGCACUCCACCACCAACAUAUGAAGGAAGGACUAACUCUACUGGGAUUGGCUUGCAGUGGUCAUGUGACAACAAAUGGACAGGAGCAACAAAAUAUUCCAAUUUCAAAGACGUUCAAGCAAACAUCAAGAAAUGGACUUGUUCACAAUUCAGCUGCUUUUUGGGGGGU